AUGCAAGACAACAACAGUGUGCCAGCUGAGAGCUUUGGUGAGCCAGCAGAGAGCUUUGGUGGUUUGAUAAGGAGAAAAAUUAAUGGUUACCAACAGGAAAAAGCAAAGGCACCCUCUUCAGUUCCGUAUAACCCCCAAGAACCUGGAGAAAUUGAUGCUGAAAAGCUUUUAGAGGCUCCUACCAAAAAUAAGACAGAUAUUUUAGCUAAUAGGAUAGCGGCUUCCAUAGCAAAAGAUGUUGCCAAACCUGAAUUUCAAGGCAGUUCAGAGGGGGAGACAUUGCCUGUUUCAACUUCAACAACAGAAGCUGUUAGGAUUGUUGAGAAAUUCCCUGCUGAUUUUGGCACGAUAGAGAAAAUGCCAAAGCCACCUAUAAACCCACCUAUUCUUGUGAUACCCGUGACAUUUGUGGAAGAAAUAUUAAGUCGAUUCCUUGCAAAAGUCUUAAGUUCAACUGACGGCACAAGCCCAAAUUCCAGAAGACAUUUAUCACGAUCCAAAGUGAAUGGAAUUGUUGAGGACUUUAAAGAGGCCAUGGAACAAGGCCUGUCCAAACAUAAAAUCGAAAUGGUUACAGUAAUAAUUGAGGAACUCUCUGAUUGCCCUUUUUUACAGGCUGGUGGUGACAAUCCAGCAACACCAAGCAAAAGUGCAAUGAACCCAGGCAGAAUUGCCGACAUGGUCCUUUCCCAAGUGUCCGUUAGUGAAGAGCUUAAGACCUGGAGUUCUGAAGAAACAAUCCCCAGUCCUGAAAAUACAAGUUCAAUAUCUGAGGCACAGAGAAAUGACGACAGUUAUUUUUCUCUGGGUAGCACGGGACAACCAGUUAUUAAGACCUGGAGUUCUGAAGAAACAAUCCCCAGUCCUGAAAAUACAAGUUCAAUAUCUGAGGCACAGAGAAAUGACGACAGUUAUUUUUCUCUGGGUAGCACGGGACAACCAGUUAUAAGACCAGGGGAGUUGGAAAUGCUGCCUGCAGGCGCUAGCCAGAAUGAACAAAGAUCUCCCAUAUCAGAAGACAUGGAUGUUGAUACAG
Alligator sinensis (Chinese alligator) is the source of this 1036-nucleotide messenger RNA. RefSeq lists its product as uncharacterized. NCBI's taxonomy places the organism in Eukaryota, Metazoa, Chordata, Crocodylia, Alligatoridae. The record is from RefSeq and is a predicted model, not a curated record. The annotation marks the transcript as partial. The transcript is spliced from 4 exons.